Saccostrea echinata is the source of this 974-nucleotide messenger RNA. RefSeq lists its product as uncharacterized. The record is from RefSeq and is a predicted model, not a curated record. The transcript has 5 exons. NCBI's taxonomy places the organism in Eukaryota, Metazoa, Mollusca, Bivalvia, Ostreida, Ostreidae. Bases 48 to 509 code for a protein of 153 amino acids.
UACAAAAUUCAUUCAUAGAAGCUGCUUCAAGGCGAGAAGUGUUGAAGAUGAAGAUCACUACAGAAACAGGCGUCACACUUUUGGUGAUAUUCCUUAUGAUUGCUUGGAAUGAUGGCGCUUUGGUCGAUUUCAGACGGCUUUGCCAACCUGAUCAGCAGAAUUUUGGAUUCCGUAAGGACCCAUGGCAAAAUGAAGCCGUUCACUACUGUUUUAUGACGGGGCAUGUUAACGAGGAAUGCAGAGAAAUAAGUGCCUCUGGAGAAUUCAACUGUGGUGAAGAAUUUCACCUGCAAGGUGGACUUGCGGGCCAAAAGGCUCAAUGCUGUAGAAAGUCUGGGUACAGACUAAUUCAUUGCCAAACUUCAGCGAAGACGUUUUCAUUUAGGGACGGGUUUGACAUUAUGUAUGUCAACCGUGCACUACGAAACCUGACCAGUACCCCAACAUCAUCUGACCCAACAGCUUUUCAAGUUGAGUUGUGCGACUUAGAGAAAGAGGAGUCCAAAUGAAACAACGAAAUAUGCACUGUGAGGUGUCAAACUGAAUACAUAUAUCUUAAUCAUCACAGAAAUAUACUAUACACAGGGAAAAUUAAAACCCAAAAGUAAAAGCCGUGUUUAUUGCUUAUUUCUUUCAUAUCUUCCUAUCAGCAGAUAUUAACUCUUAUUAUUGUUAAAUAAUUGCAACUUUUUUUGAAGAAUGUAAUUCCAACUCAUUUUGAUAUUAGAUCAAAUCAUUCCCGUUGUAAAACACGAGAGAAGUUUAACAACAUUGUUUCCUGCACUUAAAAUGUUUGAACAUGUGAAACGAUAUCAUAAAGUAUUUUUACAUCUUAGAAAAAGAUUUAUGCCAUAUCACAGUACUGACUCACAAGUCAAAUAGAAUUUCUAAAUAGAAUUCCAUGAUGUUUAUGCGAAACAUAUUUCUUAUAUGGAUGUAUAUACAUUUCUUUCCAUUAAAAUUAUAUAAGAACA